This is a messenger RNA of Gregarina niphandrodes, 570 nucleotides long. RefSeq lists its product as hypothetical. The transcript has a single exon. The annotation marks the transcript as partial. The record is from RefSeq and is a predicted model, not a curated record. NCBI's taxonomy places the organism in Eukaryota, Apicomplexa, Conoidasida, Eugregarinorida, Gregarinidae.
AUGAAGUUUUUCAGGAAGAAGAGUACCAAGGUGCCUGUUGCGGCUCAGCGUUGCGACAGUCACGCAGUCGUGCUGGAGCAGAACGCUCACUACCGGGCAAAGAUUCAAGCGAUGCAGAGUUUGGGAGGUUGCAAGCAGGUGGAGACGGAGGUGGUUAACCCUUUCACCGAUAGCUUGCGACACCGCCUGUUCGAAGCCUUAUGGUCGGCGGUUAAGGAAAAUCAUUUGGAAAGAUUUUACAACGGGGAGAGGGUAGAACAGCUGGUUGAGAAGCAUGCUCCCUUUUAUCCCGCCGUGCAGAGCCUAUGCCGUGCCUGGAACGUCGAGCAUCUGACUUCGGACUUCUUCAAGCUAGUGCUCUAUGACGUCGUCUUCCUCUGCUCAGACGGCCCCACUAUGGCCACCGAGGAACGGAUCGAUGACGCGAAAGCAAGUAUUCAAUACUUGAUGGAGGUCCGCAAACAGAUUUAUGGAGGCAGUGCCGGCGGGGUGAAAGUCCGCUUCGUUAACUCGUCGUACGAACAUGACAACAUGCAAACCAGCCAAGACGUCGAAUGCCUGUUUGCCAAG